CUCUCUCUCUCUCACACACACACCAGCCUACCUUACCUUUCCGUCCCCAGCCUGGCAUCAUACCCUGACCUCCCAUCUACCUUCACUUUUUUCUCUCUCUGACCGGCGUAGCCUGCUAGCUAGCUAGACCACCUUAGUAGUCCCUCCCCCUGCUCGGUACCGUGGGCUGUUGGAGGCACAAGCUCUGCCUUCAAAGGGUUAAGUAUAUAAAUCAACUUUAAUUUCCCCUGGAGCCCGAUCCCGCCCAAUUUUUGCUCUUAUGGCACGAGACAUGCCACUCUCUGGCCUGCACCAGAGCUCCCAGCUACUAUUACUACCACCGCCUGAGCAACCUACGUCCAUCCUGGCCCAUCCCGGCCUCGACUUCUUUCACUUUCCACGUUGAACACCUUUGCUCCUUGUGUCCGUUCCAUUGCGGUCAGCUCCUUGAGCCAAAAUAUACAAUCCCCAUCUUUUACCCUCUCACUAGGGUCUUUCGUCACUCAGUGGUGCGUGCCUCAGUCAUAUCUGACGCCGCGUCCUUCCGCUUCAUCCUCCUUCCCGCCUCCUGUCUGGUCUACAACAAGCAACCUUUGUCACCCAGAACUCUCAAACCCCGAACCAGCCAGACGACGAGUUUUCUCCCUCUUCUGUCCUAUCUCCUUCGCCCGGCCGACACGACACUUGCCUGCCUUGCCCCGACUUCGCUCUCUGUAAGCCAUUGAGUGACUCGGUACGGUCAAGGUUUGCCCUUUGGCCGGAAACGUGCGACUGCUGGCCCGACACAGGCUGGUCCCACUCGUUUCUCCAUCGUGGUAGUGAAUCCAUCCGAGCGUUCCCUCAGCUGGUCUCUCUUUCACUCUUUUGCUCUCUGCUGCUGCUGCCGCCGCACCUACGAUCGCACCGCCUUGGGUUCUGCCCUGGUCGGAUCUCGCAGAGAAGUCUGGUAGCUGCUACUGGUCCUCAAAUCCGAGCCUUGUUCGAAGCUGCAACACGCGCCAACAAUCUGCGCUUCACUGAGGGUUCUCUCGCUGUCGUGUGAUUCGGCAUCGCACCCUUUCCCAUUUCUAACAGCUCAUACCACUCAAAAAAAAGCGCGAACAUGUCGUUGAAAAACCUUUGAACCCGCAUCGAACCCCGACACCCACCGCCGCCCGGACAGAUUUGGACUUGCAAAUCAUCUUGCGAGGGAAAAAAGUUGCCGGACCUACCGCCACCGCACAUCAGAGCAGCCCCCACCCAUAACCGACCCCAAACACAUUCCACAACAAACCCCGCGACAGACGAGCUGUCCGAGAUGGCUUCCUCUCAUAAGGAGCGGACGAUGGAGUCACGCACGGGAAGAAGCAAGCAGCGUUACAACUCCAAAGGCGAGCGCUUGGUUGCUGGUGUUGUCCCUCUAACCAAGGACAAGCGCUACGUCCUCCUCAUCCAGUCCACCCGUCGGAAGGGCUGGGUACUGCCCAAGGGCGGCUGGGAGACAGACGAGGAGUGCACCGAAGCGGCGGCGCGUGAAGCCUGGGAAGAAGCAGGCAUCACUAUCGAGAUCGACUAUGAUUUGGGAGACAUCGUCGAGACGAGAGCACCGAAGCACUCUAGCAAAGACUCGGCCAAGGCCCUGUAUAGGUUCUACGAGGCUACCGUCACAGCGCAAGAGGAAGCUUGGCCCGAAAGCCACAAGAGGGAACGCCAGUGGAUGACAUACGCCCAGGCCAAAGAUGCGUUGGCAGCUCGACCUGAGCUCCUUGAGGCAUUGACAAGAUGCACUAUGAAGAAGUCAUGAUACGCACCCGGCGCAUAGACGCUCGAGGUUCCUUGGCUUUUGUUUGCUCCUGGUUCCUAGCGCAAACAGACAUCUUCACGGUGCAAUAUGCUACCAAGGUCACUACUGUCGUCAAACGAAGAGGCGCCCCUGCAAUGAUGUAUCGAUCACGAAGAAGCUGAAAAUGCCAAAGGGUUCCUGACUCCCGAUAGAGGAAAUCAUGGCCCCGAAGAGCACACCUGGUAAUUCGUCGGCACCAUUCGGUUUACAGACGAAACAAUUCUCGCACUAACCCGCCGAGGAAAAGAAAAACAAGAAAAGAAAAAUAAUUGCAUUAUGAUAUGGGCGUUGAUGGUUUGCUUGCUAUAGAUGACGAAAAUCAAAAGGGGCGGCCCAGGACUGGCAUGGGAAGCAUCAAAGAGCAGAACUGCAAUUGAGAUAUGGCGAAGCGGGAGGAUUUUCAUGGCAGUCAUGGUUACUCAUGACUAAAGCCAAUGCUCUUUGGAACUGUUGGGGACACUUCGCGAGAUCAAAUGGUUCUUUGAUCAUAGAUAGACUAACGCAAUAGUCCGCAGAGAGCAGUAUCGUGAGAAAGAGACA
Colletotrichum scovillei is the source of this 2341-nucleotide messenger RNA. Its product is annotated as NUDIX domain-containing protein. Gene Ontology annotation, cellular component: cytoplasm; nucleus. The transcript is spliced from 2 exons. Gene Ontology annotation, biological process: diadenosine pentaphosphate catabolic process; adenosine 5'-(hexahydrogen pentaphosphate) catabolic process; diphosphoinositol polyphosphate metabolic process. The coding region runs from base 1277 to 1762 and encodes 161 amino acids. Lineage: Eukaryota; Fungi; Ascomycota; Sordariomycetes; Glomerellales; Glomerellaceae. Gene Ontology annotation, molecular function: diphosphoinositol-polyphosphate diphosphatase activity; bis(5'-adenosyl)-pentaphosphatase activity; bis(5'-adenosyl)-hexaphosphatase activity. The record is from RefSeq and is a predicted model, not a curated record.